AUGAUUGGUGAUAAUUGUUCCGUCAACCAGGCUGUUGGCCGAAAAGUUGGAGCUUUGCCUUUCAUUGGCUGUGCGAAUCACCGUUUUCAGCUGGCGGUGAACGCGUAUCUGGCUGAUCAUGAACCCAUGUUGGCCAAGAUACACGCGCUCAUGAAGCACCUGAGCACCAUCAAGUGUCGUGCUGCCCUUCGCAAGCGGUACGACAAGAUUUGUAGCGCUCUUCUCGUGUUGGACCAUGCUACGGUGGCUAAGCAUGACAUCGCGCACUUUCUACUGACGCCAGAGGAAACCGAAGCCGCUCGCUCAUUUCUCAAAUCGCUGCAUGAGCUGAAUGAGGUGAGUAAGGCGCUACAAGACUCGACUCUAACACUGGUGGGUGCACGACGUGCCUUUGAUGCAGUGUUGCGCAAGUACCCCAGCAUGAAGACCCGGCUGGCAAGUGACGCCUCCGUCGUCAACAAUCCCGCACUGGAGAGCGGCAUCGUGAAGAUCAUUGGUGGUGGUCGGCUGAAUGCACGCGAACAAGCGGCGUGUAUCAAUCUCAAGUGCAGCAGCGACGACACAGUGGUGAAUCUAGCAGUUUCCAAGUCAUUUCUCGCGUCGGCCUUCAAGAAGGCCCCUGUUACGCGCUCCCCACCGCAACACAUGUCUCUCGAGUGGGUUCCACCCACGUUGAACGAGUGCGAGCGUUUCUUCAGUCAAGCCAAGCUGGUCUGA
This is a messenger RNA of Phytophthora nicotianae INRA-310, 717 nucleotides long. RefSeq lists its product as hypothetical. The record is from RefSeq and is a predicted model, not a curated record. NCBI's taxonomy places the organism in Eukaryota, Oomycota, Peronosporomycetes, Peronosporales, Peronosporaceae. The transcript has 2 exons. The coding region runs from base 1 to 717 and encodes 238 amino acids.